CACCACGCAUACCACUCAACCUCGACCCCCAAGAAACGUGAUCGCGCUGUCCCAGGUACAGGGUUACCAGCUUCCCAGCCUUUUCCCACAGUCGCAUACCCUUUGCAGACGUCCCUCCUUUCGGCAUUCGUAAUCUGAAGCCGUGUGUGUUGCUAUCUUAGCCCGUCCGCUCCCCGGUCAACUUUCCCUCCCCCUUCCGCCAUUGAGGCCCAACACCUGCGAAUCAAACUGCCACAUUGCAUGAGGACUCGAUAGAUGCCGCCUCAUGUCAAGCUCCCCCAUUGAGCCCGAAAAUGCCGCAUCCACCGCAUCGGUGAGACCUGGGCAGGGACACAAAAACUCUCGGGAUGGCAAACUUCCCAAGACAACACAAUGGAACCCACCUCCACGAACCAAGUCGGCCUCCUUGUUGACACAAGCUCUAGCAACGACCUACGAAGUUGACGAAGGCUCUUCGACCGCCUCUACACCUCUACCCUCUUAUAUCCACCAGCUGCAUUCGGAAUCAAGCACUCUACAGACAGAGACGCCUUCAAAGGAGGCGCAACAUCACAAUGGCAUGACAGGAGGGAAAGAGACAGCUGAGAACAUGACAAUGGUUGCUUCACUGUCUGCAGGUAACCUGCGGGCAUCACUUACUCUUGGGAACACACCUACCUCGCCAUCCACGGCUUUCGACAUGAACGAUGUCAGUGCGAUGCUCGCCCACCACCGUGAUUUCUUGGGCACCACCCAGAUUAGAGGUACUUCUUUGGAGCGUACGGCGAAGGAGAAGAGAGUCCAAGAAUUACCAGCAGGUCUUUAUUCGACCAAUCCAGGAGAUACUGGCAUGAUUGUCGAAUCUCUACCACCGCGAACCCCCACUUCCCCAGACUCGAUAUCAAGCAACCCCCCGACUGAUGGCAUGCGAGCGCAGUACAGGUCUUGGAGAGACGUUCGGCCAGGAAUAGCUGCUGAGAAAACAUGGUCAAUUGGUGGACAGGGUCGAGAUCCUGGCCAUGGUGGGCAGGUUGAAAAGAGUAUUGGAGAAGCGCUGGCUGGGGUCGAACCAAACAGUCGAAGCAGGAAAGCGUCACACAGUCUUGGUUUGUUCAAAGAAGGUCUUCCCGAUGACAAGUCAAAUUCGCGCGACAGCAGCAAUGCAAGCCGCCUUCGAGAUGUCUUUACGCAUAGUAGAGCGCUUUCGGCAGUGGGCAGCUCAGGACUUCAACAAGGGCAGGAAACAAACACCAGGAGACCCAGAGGUAUUGAGAGUCCAAGCCGACCAGACUGGCGAAGCCCUUCAAAUUCUCCUUUCGAAGAUGAGAGGCCAUCAUCAAAGUACGGUCUGGACUCAAUUAUGAAUCCUACGGACGGGCUAGCUCCUGAUACUGGCUAUUUCGACAUGUCUCAUAGCAUCGAGACUGUUACUGAAGAGCAAAUCCGGAAGAUGCCACCCAACCUACUUGCCGAUAUUCGAAAGCAUCACAACUUGACUCCUGGUGCUACCAAGGGCUCUUCAUUUUCGGGCAGCAUACCUGUGCCAACGUCUGAAAAGCUGCAAAACAGGACUAAUGCCGAAGAUCAAAUGGCUAAAAGCCACCUGGAGACUGAGGACGAUCUCUACGAUGGACCAAGCCUAUCCCAUGUCAAAUCCACAGAUGAGGGCAACGAUUCUGGGGAAGAGCACGUUUUCAGAGCCUUGUUUGUUCCACAUCAAAGCAAUCACCAAGUCCAAGAUGUGACCGGACAAGCGCUCAAAGCAGAUGCAAGAACACCCGCUGUUAAACCAUCUGUUGAAGUGACCUCGCAACAGUGGUUGGAAGAGCAUAAUAUUCCAUCACGUGACUCUCAAGAGAAAAUUGAAGCCGAUACACUGUCCACCCCUCACAUAGCUUCAACGCAGGACUUCAGCCAAGAAACAGUGACAUCUUCUUAUCACGCAGAAACCGAUCCGAGCACCGCAUCUACGACUGAUACUGCUCUCAUCAAGACAGAGCCUAUCACGAAUGGACAUAGUCAGUAUGUCCAUGAUCACCAACUCGAGGUGACAGAGCCCCUCUUUGCCAUUGAGUUGAAACCAUAUCGUCAUCAAGUUGGUGGCCAUACCACGAUGUGGAAGUUCUCGAAACGGGCAGUAUGCAAGCUUCUGAACAAUCGCGAGAAUGAGUUCUACGAGAGGAUUGAGCAUUAUCACCCGAAAUUGUUGAGCUUCAUGCCAAGAUAUAUUGGCGUGCUCAAUGUCACUUAUCGAAAAGAACGCCGCAGAUCUACCAGAAACGGCGACAAUAGUACGAUCACAGCAAGCCAAGAGCCAAUUUCAAAUAGCUCUCGAGAUCAGAUUGUUGCCCAGACCACAGAAGAUUCAUCAAAAGCUAAUGGUCACGCUUCUGUCAGUCAACAGUCGGCUCCGAGAAUGAUAAGCCAAUCUCUCGAUGCAGCCACGCAACCAAUUCCAACAGUCACUUUUGCAGAUAACAGACAUAUUAUUCCGUCAAACUUUCUGAUACCACGUCCCCACCUUUCAGAAACCCAUUAUCGAGCACAUAGUGAUAGUAUCGCUUCAUCAACCUCAGCCCGCUUCUCCAAUAGCAGUAUACAGCCAGAUGAUGGAAUUCAUUCCGCUCAAUCAACGACGACUCAGAAUCCUUGGGGAAAGACGAAUGUGAACAAGCAGUUGAGGAAUGAGGUUUUCAAAGAUGCGUUUCUCGCGCCUGUUCCCAUUCAACCUCACAAGAAGCCUGCUUCUCUGAUUCGUCCCCUGCCAAGCCGGCCUGGUGCAACGCUUCGGCCGUCGAACUCUGAAUCCAGCUUGAAAGCAGCACAGCAAAGCCAAUUGGUUGCAUCAACGCCACAGGAAGAUUCGAUUCGGAAGAAAGCUAUGAAAUCAGCGGCAGAGAAGGUGCAAGAAGCUACAGAUCAAAGUGCAAAGCAAACGGGCGCGGACGAAAACCCCGAGAGAACUGAUGCGAAUGGCGAUACCACUAGUGCUGCUGAGGCUGAAUUUGAUGGCAGAGCAGGUACAAGUGCGCCUGAGACUGAGAUGGCAUAUGCAGAAGGAUCCUCGAGCGGUAGGCGUCAAAGGCGUUAUUCUAGCGGUGGCCUUCGUCGGAAGCCGACUGAAGUUGCGGAAAGCCGGGGAGAUCUGAAGUACUUUGAGGAAGCUGAUGAUGCCGGGUACAAAGGUGAUGUGGAAGAUGAUGUGUUUUCAAUGGAUCUUGAGCUUUCAAAGCUUAACCCAUCACAUCCGGCACACAAAGUCAAAGAAGCUCCUCCAACGAACGAUUAUCGUGACACAGAGCCUGGAACUCCUGUGUCAACAGGCGACAAUUUAUCUACGAAUGGCACCUUGAAUAUGGACCUUCCAAGACCUGUCAAUCCCAAGGAGGCCCGAGCUCGACCAGAUUCGCGUUCAGAGUAUUUCCUGCUCCUCGAGGAUUUGACGUGUGAUAUGAAGCGACCUUGUGUGAUGGACCUCAAGAUGGGUACUCGUCAAUACGGUGUAGAGGCGAACGAGAAAAAACAAAAAUCGCAGCGUCGUAAGUGUGCAGAAACGACCUCGAAGCAGCUUGGUGUGAGAGUUUGUGGGGUACAGGUGUGGGAUGUGUCAAAGCAUGAUUACGUUUUCCAGGAUAAGUACUCUGGCAGGAACCUGAAGGCCGGUCACGAAUUUCAGGAGGCGCUCACUCGUUUUUUGUACAAUGGUCUCGACUACUCUAGUGUUUUGAGGCACAUUCCGGCUAUCCUUGAGGAGCUUUCUCAACUCGAGCUUCUCGUCCAAAGCCUCGCUGGCUACCGGUUCUAUGCUGCUAGUCUCCUGAUGGUGUACGAUGGCGAUGUCGAAGACCCGGACACGAUGGGACCGAAGGAGCGAGAAGAGCGUCUGAAGGGGAGAAAUAUUGCAGUUAAGAUGGCAGAUUUUGCCAAUUGUGUUACUAAAGAAGAUUUCCAUGCAGAUGAGCGCCCUUGUCCACCGAGGCAUCCAGAUCUGCCCGACAAUGGCUUUUUGAGAGGUCUGAGGAGUUUGCGGCGUUAUUUCAUGAUGAUUGAGAGAGACAUUUGUCUCAAAAUGGGCAUCGAUUCGGCGGAGUUCAAAAUUGGACCCAAUGAAUUUUCACUGGAUGGUGUAGACGAAGAUGAUGAAGGAAACAUCAGUUACUGACAGAGUAUCUCUUCAUGAAGCUUGUGGAACGGAAUGAUGUUGUUCAAUUCGGUUGUAUUGAGUCUAGGGUUGGGAACUGGGCAUGGAAUGGUUUAUGAUAGCAUUAUUUUGGCGCUGGACGGAUGGGGACUACCCUGCAUUGACAAAGGCGUUCAGGAAGUAUUUGUAGAUACCUUUUUGAACAUUCUGCUUGGAGGGAAUCGGUGC
Messenger RNA from Mollisia scopiformis, 4348 nucleotides. RefSeq names its product SAICAR synthase-like protein. NCBI's taxonomy places the organism in Eukaryota, Fungi, Ascomycota, Leotiomycetes, Helotiales, Mollisiaceae. Gene Ontology annotation, cellular component: cytoplasm; nucleus. The record is from RefSeq and is a predicted model, not a curated record. Gene Ontology annotation, molecular function: inositol hexakisphosphate kinase activity. Gene Ontology annotation, biological process: inositol phosphate biosynthetic process; phosphatidylinositol phosphate biosynthetic process. The transcript is spliced from 2 exons. Bases 266 to 4141 code for a protein of 1291 amino acids.